AUGCGAGGGGCACGGCGGGGACUGCCGGGCGGGCACUGGCCCAGCUGGGCACCGAGUCGUGCGCCUAGGGACGGCGAGGCCGAAGCGCCCCACGCGAGGGCCGGGCGCCGCUCCCUUGCCGCUGCCCAGAGAGCCGGGCAGCGGCCCAGCGGAGGAGGCGGCCGCCAGCCGGAGGCGCGCUGCUGCCCCUUACCCCGGCCCAUUUACACCGUCCCCGCCGGCCUCAACCACGAGAGCGCGAACAGCGCGGCCACGCACGCUCGCACCCCGGCAGCAGGCGGAACAGGCGGGGCCCGCGGGGACGCCCAGAGAGGAAAGGUCACGCCGAAGGAGGGGGAGCCUCGUGCUCGCACGGGCGUUGAGGGAGGCUCUAGCGGCGGUGGAGGCGUCAGGCGCUGGCUCGCCCUCGCCCAGCCCGUGUCUGGGGCGCGCACGGUUCGGCUCCCGCCCUGGGCAGCUGGGCCUGUCACGGGCUCCAGCCGGAGCGGCUCGCCCCCCUGCUCCGGCCCCUCUCUAACGUUACCUAUUAAGCGUUUCCUGCAGCCCCGUGCGUGGCCAGAGACAGACGCCUCCCUGCCCCUCCAGCCGCAGAGCUCUCACGGCAAUAAAAACUACUUCCGUACGGGGACGGCAGCUGGCCUCCGAGAGCGAGCACCGAGGCAAGGGGAAAUUACUCCCAAUUCACAGUGCCGCAGAGACCCCAACUCCUCAAGCACUUUCCACAGAAAAUUCCUACUGAAGCCAAUUUGUGCUCUCAAAUUGUCCCAGCUUCUUGAGAUCAGCCUAAACCUUAAGGGUAUGUCUACACUGCCAUGUAAGAUCAGAGUUAGUGGAACUCAAGUCCAUGGACCCUGGGUUUGCAAGCCUAAGGCUUGAAUGUACACAGUGCACAUGCACCCUCAGUUUAGAAUUUCAGGACUCAGGCCCAAAUCCAGGGCUCCAAUGUCUACACUGCAGUAUGCAGAUUCAAGUCAAACCGGCAUAACCCAGGCUUUCUAGUGCUCUCCCCAGCUGUGACCACUCUGGUUUGAGAUGGAGUGUGGGGAAACUGAGUGCCCACUUCAUGCGUUACAGGAAAUUAUCGCAGCUCACCAACACUUCUUGUUGAGACGUCUUUUAGAUCUGCGUGCUCCCAGCAACAAAAGCCAGCCACAUGAAGGAGUCACCAUUUCAAGAGCUUCUCUUGCUUGCUUUCACUCCUGUUUCUGCUAACAGAUAGAGCAUCCAUAAGACGCUGGUGGACAUUCUGACAGUGUUUUCUGAGCUAACAAAGGUGCCUGGUGGAAAAAGGGGACAACAUGGACAUGAAAGAAUUGAACUGGCUGAUGCUGCUUGUGACUCUUGGUAUAGCUGCUGAUGCCCUCGACCAACACUUCUGGAGCAGGGCCACAAGCACAGACUGGCGGGAUUCCAUCACCAGGGAUGACCAGCAAUGAGUCCAGCACUUUUACAUGAAGAAAGUUACAUUUCUGGAGCUUGUUAGCGGCUUGUCCCAAACCUUCAGUGUCAGGACAGACAAAUGAGGGCAGCCAUACUGGUCCAGAAACAGGUUGCUAUAACCAUCUGGAAACUGGCUAUCCCAAACUGUUACACGUCUAUUGCCAACCAUUCAAUGUUGGAAUGUUGCCAACCAUGUGUUAAGUGGUCGCAGAGGUUUUUGAGGCAAUCAGGUAUGUGAUUUAUCCAAAGGUAGUGGGCAUAAACAAGAUCCCUGAAGUAACUGCUAGUUUUGAGAGAAUGGGAUUUCCAAAAUGCAUAGGGGCCAUAUAUCCAAAUCACGUGGCCAUAAUUCAUCCUCCCCAAAAAGUACUAGCACGUAAAUCACAACGGGUACUACUCUAUUAUUAUGAAGGCCCUUGUAUGUGCCAACAUGGGCUGCACUGGAAAGGUUUGUGAUGCCAGGGUUUUCCACCCAUAGGAGUCUACAUUAAUGGACAGGUUGGGACACUAUACCCACUGGAUGGCAUUGUCAUAAAUGGAGUAACCGUCCCCAGUGUUAUCCUCGGGGACCCCAAAUACCCCCUUUUGCCUUGGCUUAUGAAACUAUCCUGAUCUUAGCCUGGUAAAAAGGUUUAAUUACAUCUCAGCAGGUGCAGAAUGGUGAUUGAAUGUGCAUUUGGUAGUCUUUAAUCUGGCUGGCGCUAUUUAUAGAAACAUUUGGAUUCCAGUGUCAUCCAAGCUGUUUGCAUUAUUGUGGCUUGCGGUGCUCUACACAAUCUUUGUGAAGCCAAAGGUGUGCCAUUUGCUCCUGAAUGAAACUGUGACAGUAAUGGAUUGCUGAAUCAAUACACUCAACUAUAAAGUGCAUCUAUCACAGCUUGGGCAGGACAGAGCUGUCACAUCCAUUAAACAGACUGGGGCAACCACCCUGGGCCCUGCACUUUGGAGGCCCUGCAUUUCAGGACGCAGAGUCCAGGGCGGCCUGGGGAGGUUAACAGGGGGCCUGGCACUGGCAGCAGUGAGCGACCUAAUCCCAGCCCACGCUGCCACCUCCUGGUGUCGGUCAGGGAAGAAAGCUGCAAAGAGGCGGAGUGGAGGUGGGAAGAGGGGGGCAGGGGCUUGGGGUAAGGGGUGGAGUGGGGGCCCCCCCUGCACACCCCUAGGGAUAGCCCUGGGGCAGGGUGUACCCAGGCAAUACCAAGCAGGGAUGCUCUGUUCUCUCACAUUACAGACUUGCAUGGGCCAAUGAAAAAAGGGAUAAUAGUACAUUUAUGAAUGUUUGUGAAAUGUUUACAGUAAAUGAGGUACUGUCUCCCUCCCUCCCCCCCAUUUCAUUAUGUAUUGUGAAAGGGAGGGUUGAUUGUCAUGCAUUGUUCCUACUGAUGACAGGACUGUUUAUGAACUGGGUCUGAGGGGAAUUGAUAGCCAUUCAUAAGUACAGUGCAUGGCAUGACUUCUUAUGAAAUGGGGAGGGGAUAUGUGGCAACAAUUGAGGAUUUAUAGUGUGGCUUGAUGUAGAGAAAUGCAUUGAGAAAUACUGUUUGUAUACAACUUUCCAGUUGUCUUUUAUCAUGUUUACCUUUUAUAAUGUGUAUAGCAAACAGUAUGAUGCGAUGCAGUGACAGCAAUAACAUUUCUUAAUAAAAUAAAAACAAAUGUUUAUUUUUGAACAUGUAUUAGAAAACAACAAUAUUAAAUCAUUGCCAGGCAGACCAGCUGCCAUUACAACACCAGUAAGAAACCAACACCAAAACCUUUAAACAAAAACAUAGUGCAUGAACAGUGCAAACAGUGAAACCAUUUCCAAAAAAUGAAUGCCCUACUGUUGCAUGUCCCUUGCCUCUCCCUCAUUCUGCUUUCCCUUCCUUUCAUGUUUAGCACAUACUUGCAUCUGUAAAUGCUUCCAUUCAGCGAUGCAAGGGUCUGCACCACAAUGGAAGCAUGAAGUGGGUGAGAGAGACUGCACGGGGUGGAUAACUACAUGGUGUAGAUUUGCUGUGCCCAGCUGCUAAGUCCCAACUGCACUGUCCACUCAACCAUGGAAUUGUCCAAACAUGGUACUGUGGAAGGGACUCAAAACAUGCUGUGGGUGCAGCAGGAGCCUGUACCAUGGCAACCACAAGCAUAAGCAUCCUAUUGAAACAGUU
Messenger RNA from Dermochelys coriacea (leatherback sea turtle), 3587 nucleotides. RefSeq names its product translation initiation factor IF-2-like. Bases 1 to 876 code for a protein of 291 amino acids. NCBI's taxonomy places the organism in Eukaryota, Metazoa, Chordata, Testudines, Dermochelyidae. The record is from RefSeq and is a predicted model, not a curated record. The transcript is spliced from 3 exons.